Messenger RNA from Ornithodoros turicata, 590 nucleotides. RefSeq lists its product as uncharacterized. The record is from RefSeq and is a predicted model, not a curated record. Lineage: Eukaryota; Metazoa; Arthropoda; Arachnida; Ixodida; Argasidae. The transcript is spliced from 7 exons. The coding region runs from base 29 to 529 and encodes 166 amino acids.
UAUAAACUAGACGCCAAUAUUGCACGCGAUGCAUCUACUUGCAACCGUCUCCGGGACUUUUCUGUUCGCUACGCUCUUCAAUGUAGUGGAAGGCUACGGUAACUGCUAUAAUAUCUGGGGUAACGUCUGUAAUUCGAAGACGUACACACGGAUAAAGGACGGCAAAGGUCGGCUCCUUGCGUGCAGUUAUUAUUGCCAUCCUGACUACUGGAAUACGUGCUGGAACAUCGAAGCACAUGGGUCUUCAUGUGUGAGAUUUGCCACGUCCUACCCAGGAAAAUGCCACAAGGGUGUUUGUAUCGCCAGAGUAAGCACAUACAAUAACCUCAAAACGCAAUCUUUCAAUACAACUAGAGUGUGUGAAAGGGGGUACGACUACCUAGGGGACAAGUAUGGAAUAUACGGUUGCAAGUAUUACUGCAAAGACCGCAAACGUACUAUAGUAAAUGUGCCCGACGGGAGUGAUUGUCAGGCCGCUGCCGAAGCUCGUACAGGAAAAUGUCAUGGAGGCUACUGCGUACCCAACUAAAUCUCGCCGCCAUUCGCAUAUGUCAUUUGGCUGCGCAUAUAAUACGAGAAUAAAUAAUUAA